AUGGAACCCGAGACUGCGACGUCGAACGUCCAGGCCGCAAAGCCGGAGCAUGCGGAUCUUUCUGGUAAGGCCAGAAUAACGUGGCGCUCGGCAGUCAAACUGCGAAGGCAACUGACAAAACAUAUGGAAAAGCUUCCAAAAGAUAACAACUCUGGUGUUGACAUCCCCCAGUUUGAGGCGAUGGAUACGGUUCUGGAUAAAUUCCGCCUUGCCUGUGUGCAGACCAUCUAUCUCGACUUCGAAUAUGCUGUCGCCGAGCGUACCGACUAUACUAUGUGGCAGGUGCAUACUAGUAUCAACAACGAAUAUCGAAAAGCCCUGGUUCGCCUCCGACACUUGGCCCAAAAUUCGGACAAGCAAAAGACCGACAAGACGGCCAACGAAAAGCGCAUUGGCGACAAGGAUAAGAACAAGGGGGAGAAACAAAGCACCCCAAAGCAAAAGGGUGACAAGCGCAAUGUGGAGCGACGGAAGUUUGGGGAUAAGUAUCUGGGCUUUCUACAUGUCGCUCAGGAGUUCUACAAGGGUUAUGUCCAGCGCCUCUCUGCACGAUACGACAUCCCCGAAUUGAAGCGCAUUGCUCAAGGCGUCGAGGUGGACGGAUCCUCCAGUAGCGAUCUCAUCAGUCCCGUACCCGAUUCGAUCUAUCCGCUGGUCAUCAAUUCAUGCCACUUUACUCUCAUUUGUCUCGGCGACCUGGCGCGUUAUCAGGUUCAGUCAGGCCUGAAGAAGUCGAGCUAUAAGGUUGCACUGGCCUAUUACAGUCUUGCUCACGAUCUGAAACCCGAUUCCGGUUUCCCGUUCCACCAGAUGGGCAUGAUAAGCCUCGAGGAAGGCAAAGAUUUGGAUAUCCUUUACUACUUUUACCGGAGCAUCGCAACGGCUGAUCCCCAUCCCAACGUGAAGCAGAAUAUUGAGUCCAAGUUCAAGAGCUAUUUUCAGCCGGAUAAGAACCCGCCUAAGAAGCAAGCGCGUGGACCAAGCGAUGCAUUCGUCACCUGGUUUACUAAACUUCAUGCUUCCUACUAUAGGGAUGAGACCAUGGCAGGCAGCGGGGAGCUUGAAAGGGAAGUUCUUCAUCGGCUUGAUAUGGCUUCCAAGAACCCUGACUAUUCCGAGGUUCUGUUCAGGAUGUCGCUGAUCAACAUGUCGAGCUACUUCAUCGCCACCCAGAAAUAUACCGAGGCACAAACACAGGCCGCUUCACGCUUUUGUCACUAUACUUUGCGCAUCAACGCUCAGUUCAUUCUUGCGUUCUGCUCGGCACUCACAUCUGAGCUCACCAAUAUUGUCGGCCGCGAGAACCCUGCUUCCGAGGACCCGGCAACGGCUAAAUCAACCCCUGUGAUCGAGGCGCUUCUACCUCUGCUUCGUAUAUACGGUAUGUGGCUGGCUGCGCGUCGCCAGGAAAUAUUCGCGGCUGGAAAAGCUCUUGGCACCGUACUGCCAAGUAUGAUGAAGGCUAUGUCAAAGGUCCUCUCACUAUUGUGCAACGAGACAUAUACCCAGGAAAAACUGGCCUCAUGCCCAUACCUUCUCGCGGAGGAUGUCCAGACCCAAGGUCUGCUUCCCCUUGCCCCGGAUCAGGUUCCGCAAGCUUGCCGAUCCUACUUUUCUGAGAGCGGUGGCUUGAAGCCAAGACUGCUAUCCCCAGAGAGACGACUCGGCGCUUUCCAGGAGACACUGGCACGAAUCUUGGACAUACUGCGAUGCGCCUACUUCCUAGCCGGAGACGACUUGUGCCCUCUUGCCAUCCAUGUCUCCGACGAGAAAGGCCUUGCUUUUGAGUAUAAGGAAAAGCCCACCGCGAACGAAUAUACUUCCCAGCCGGUGGCUAUUGUGAGUUCUCCUGCACGGGAAUCCCAGAGCAACAUCAGGACUGCCAGUCGACAUCGCACCAUUUCGGACAACACGCAAACAGGGAACCGACUUGCGUCCAAGGCAGACGCGAGGAGGGCUUUUGCUGCAUCUAUCGAGACACAGCCUCCCCAUGAGCAGUCCGUACCUGACGAUGCUGAUAACACUGUUAUCAACAUGCUUGCUCCUUUCCUAAGGCCUCCUACCCCUGAACAGGCACAAUCUGGUCUCCGCUCCACUGAUGAGACCUCAUACGGAAUGCAUAGCACAACUGCGAACGAGGUCUUUGGAAUGCUUCAGGCCAGCCCUACUACAGGCUCCAUGCCCUCUGGCAAGUUUGAACCUCUUCCCUGGGACUGGGUAUACACCCCGACACCCCAUAAGGGUAACGAUACCUCGGUAUCAUACAAGGAUGCUUUCGAAGGCCCUAUUAGUCCUAACUUUUCUAUAAGAAAAACGUCACGCACCGUUAGCGCAUUUGACGACCCUUUCACCAACUCAACCCCUCAGCUACCAACCAUGCCAACUCCUCGAGCUGGCAGUGGCAUGAUGGCCAGUCCCCGUGUUAGCUCAGCGGCCGAAGAGGCUCAUCGCAACAACUUGCUUCAAACUUUUGGUAGCUCCGCCCCUCGUACUUCGGUAUCCAGCCAAUGGGGCCAUGACCACAACCGCACGGCCAUCGAGACAGCACCUCAAUCACAUGGUCCCCAUGACUACGCCACGUCUUCCUCUUUAUCUGCGUUCUCGCACCCAAGCAGUUUGUAUCAAGGCACACCUGCUAAUGGGAUUACUCUCGGCAUGCCAACUGGAGUUGGCUAUAUGGACACGAGCCGCUACGAUCGCAAUCACGUUCAGGAUCCUGCACCAUCCUCGUCAGGCCGACGUUUUCAAAUGGAUGAAACGACGUCCAGCUAUGAUGCUGCCAUUUUGCAGGCUGCCUUUUAUGGCAAUAAGUAA
This is a messenger RNA of Fusarium tjaetaba, 2814 nucleotides long. Its product is annotated as SMG7. Bases 1 to 2814 code for a protein of 937 amino acids. NCBI's taxonomy places the organism in Eukaryota, Fungi, Ascomycota, Sordariomycetes, Hypocreales, Nectriaceae. The record is from RefSeq and is a predicted model, not a curated record. The transcript has 4 exons. Gene Ontology annotation, cellular component: telomerase holoenzyme complex. Gene Ontology annotation, biological process: nuclear-transcribed mRNA catabolic process, nonsense-mediated decay. Gene Ontology annotation, molecular function: telomeric repeat DNA binding; telomerase RNA binding; protein binding.